CCAGCUCGGCGGCGGCGGCGAUGCGGAGCCGAGGCGAGAGGAGCCGCGAGUAGACCGAGCUGAGCCGCGCCCCCGCGUCAGGCCGGGCCACAGAUUCCUUUGACUCUUAGUUUGGCAAUCUGCAAAAUGCAUUAUCUUAUGCUGCUGUGGAAGUGAAAACAGUAUCCAGGAGAAGCUGGGAGAUAACAUAAAUCUUUGUGGACAACUUGGCUGCAAGCAGUUAAACUGAAAUAAACUUCUGCCUUCUGGCUGCAGUGCUGCUUUGAGGUUUCUGCGUGACACUCUGCAGACUAAAUCAUGCCAGCGUUAUCAACUGGAUCUGGAAGUGACACAGGUCUGUACGAGCUGCUGGCUGCAUUGCCAGCCCAGCUGCAGCCACAUGUGGACAGCCAGGAAGACCUGACCUUCCUCUGGGAUAUGUUUGGUGAAAAAAGCCUUCAUUCACUGGUGAAGAUUCAUGAAAAACUGCAUUAUUAUGAAAAACAGAACCCGAUGCCCAUUCUCCAUGGUGCAGCAGCCUUGGCAGAUGAUCUGGCUGAGGAGCUGCAGAGCAAACCACUGAGCAGUGAGAUCAGAGAGCUGUUGAAACUCCUUGCAAAACCCAAUCUCAAGGUGAGGAUGAGUUGCACCUGCAAAGUUUGUUCUGCAUGGGCUUUGCUGUCUGUACAUGAUACCGUUGCUCAGAAGAACUAUGAUCCUGUCUUGCCCCCCAUGCCUGAUGAUAUAGAUGAAGAAGAAGAUUCAGUUAAAAUAAUUAGGCUCGUCAAAAACCGGGAACCAUUGGGAGCUACUAUUAAAAGGGAUGAACAUACUGGUGCAAUUGUUGUGGCCAGGAUAAUGCGUGGAGGAGCUGCAGAUAGAAGUGGGCUUAUCCAUGUUGGUGAUGAACUGAGGGAAGUCAAUGGGAUUCCCGUAGAUGAUAAAAAACCUGAAGAAAUAAUACACAUUUUGGCGCAGUCUCAAGGAGCCAUUACAUUUAAAAUUAUACCUAGUGUGAAGGAAGAGAUGCCAGUGAAGGAAGGCAAGAUGUUUAUCAGAGCCUUAUUUGAUUAUGAUCCUAAUGAAGAUAAAGCAAUUCCUUGUAAAGAAGCUGGACUUGCUUUCAGAAAAGGAGAUAUUCUUCAGAUCAUGAGCCAGGAUGAUGCAACCUGGUGGCAAGCCAAACAUGAAGGUGAUGCCAAUCCCAGAGCAGGCUUGAUCCCUUCAAAGCAUUUCCAGGAGAGGAGAUUUGCAUUAAGAAGACCAGAAGUGCAGGUUCAGCCCCUGAAAAUUUCCAACAGAAAAUCAUAUGAGGAAGCGGUUGAGUGUGAGGAAAUUGAAGAAGAUGCUGAAUGUGCUGGUCACAACAGUGGAUCCUAUCUAGCUGGUUUUAGAAGAAGCUUUCGUCUUAGCAGAAAAGAUAAAAAAACAAACAAGUCCAUGUAUGAGUGCAAGAAGAGCGAUCAGUAUGAUACAGCAGAUAUACCAACCUAUGAAGAAGUCGCAAAAUAUAGACGACAACCUAGUGACAAAUAUAGGCUUGUUGUUUUGGUUGGUCCUGUAGGGGUUGGACUGAAUGAACUUAAACGGAAAUUGCUAAUCAGUGAUACCCAGCACUACGGGGUAACAGUGCCACACACUACCCGUCCAAGGAGAAGCCAAGAAAGUGAUGGUGUUGAAUACAUUUUCAUUUCCAAGCACUUGUUUGAGACAGACGUACAGAAUAACAAGUUUAUCGAGUAUGGCGAGUAUAAGAACAACUACUAUGGUACAAGUUUAGACUCUGUUCGAUCAGUUCUAGCUAAAAACAAAGUUUGUUUGUUGGAUGUGCAACCUCAUACAGUGAAACACUUGCGGACAUAUGAGUUUAAACCAUUUGUUAUAUUUAUUAAACCUCCAUCACUUGACCGUUUGAGAGAAACCAGAAAAAAUGCCAAGAUUAUUUCAAGUAAAGAUGAUAAGGGAACUGCAAAACCCUUUACAGAAGAAGAUUUUCACGAAAUGAUUAAAUCUGCCCAUGUGAUGGAGAGCCAGUAUGGUCACCUUUUUGACAAGGUGAUAGUCAACGAUGACCUCGCUACAGCUUACAGUGAGCUUAAAACAACUUUUGACAGGUUGGAGACCGAGACCUUCUGGGUUCCUGUCAGCUGGCUACACUCAUAGUAACGUUUUAAGUAGACAAAACCUCUGCUGUUGUAUCAGCAUCUAAACCUUGGGCAUGGAUAGGCUUUACCCGAUGGCCAUUUUCUUGGGAGGAGGGCUUUUAACUCUACUGAGCAGCAGGUAUACUCUUCAUGCACUUGAAACUGGUCUUGUUUUCUCACGUCUUCAAUUCUGCUGCCCACGGUUUGGGGGCAGAACAGUCAGAUUAAACCAGAGAUUUACUGUGCUCCAUAAAGUGAGCUAAUACUAGUACAGCAAAACUGCCAAACACCUCUUUAUCAUCAUCUGUGUGUUUCCAAGGUGAGUGUUUUUAACACAGAGUUUGCAGAAGAUACAAAUUGAUGUUGGAAAUCAGCAUUUCAGUGGUUUUAAACAUAACUGUUCCCAUAAAAGAGCACAUCAGCACUUGGAAGUUAUUGCCCUUUAAGUGCUUGAGAGAACUGAAACAGGCAAAAAUGACCAACAUUUUUAUGAGGAAGACACCACAGUUUUAAUUAUGUAUCAAUGUGUUUUUACAUUUUUGGAUGUGAACUUUGUCUUACAUGUACAGACUGACUUAAGUAUUCCUUUGCAAUUACAUAAUCAUGGAAAGAAAGAUGUAUUCAGUGGCUUAAUAGUGAAACACUCAGCUGUGAGCAUGCAUGGAUUGAAAAUACUUUCACGCGUGCUCUAUGGCAUAACAAAGGAAAGUCAUGGGAAUAAUUAUUUAAAUAGAAAAAAAUGUGAGUUAGUGUGUGUAUAACUUCAAAGUCUUUGGGAUUAAUCUUUUUUAAAAUCAGUGGCAAAGUGAUAUGAAUAGCAACAAAGUAGAGAAUAAUUUUUUCCCCUUUAAAUUGAUUUUAAAUAUUUUUGGCACACUUUAGAACAAUUUUCUCAUCAGAAAUUUUCAAACAGUGAGGAAAGCUUGGACAUCUGAGAAGCAGUUGAAAGAUUAAUUCUUUUUAUUGUUGAGUAUGUAGUGAUACUUUUUAGUAGUGUAAUGUGUAUUUUGUCUCCACUCAAAAAACAAAAAUGCUGUAGAGUUCACUGUAAAAAAACAUCCUUGUCACUGGUCAGAUAGUUGGAAACCCCAUUUUAAGAUUUGAUGUGUCAGUGUAUGCAAAUGUAUAUUAGAGGAUGUAUUUUUAAUAUAGAUAAUUUGGUAUUUUUCUUUACUUACUACUGAUAUGCAGGAAAUGAGUACAUAUGUAAAGACCAAGUAACACCUGUGUGUUGUGUUGUGAAUAUGUCUUGUAAGUACAGAAUGUGUAUAGGAGCUUGCUGACUUCAGAUCAUCCCAUCUGUGGCAUUCAAACAGGAAACCAUUAUUUCAUGUUAAUCUGUAAAGAGAAUAUAGCUCUCUUGUUUAAAGAAAAAAUAAUUUAGUGAAACUUUAUAUAUUUAUGAAAGGGUUGAAAAGGGAUGUUAAGUUUUUAAAUUUCUUGUCAAUGUGAUCAUUUAUUAAAGAGAUUACUAAGUCUGUAAUUUGAAACAGUCUCUGUAAAUGGAGCUCAACAUUCCAUGUAAAUAUUUUAUUUCAGUUCAUAUGCUGAAAAAGCCAUGAGGUUUUGCAGUUUUAUUCUAAAUAUGUAUUUAAUCUGUGGGCCAUUGCAUUUAGUUUAGAGUCUUAUAAAACAAAUGAAAUGCAAGAAACAACAGCAAAAUCCCUGGGAGUCUGGAAAUGUUUAUACAAGAGUUACAGAUGUACUGAAUCCCAGUGUGGAUACGUGCUCUGCUUGAACAGCUCUACUGUAACUUCUGUCAAAUUUCACCAUUUUUCUGGCGGACUUAAACUUGUUUGUAACAUAAAUAGGAAUUUGUUUAUUAAAUUAAUUGCAUAGAGAUUAUCUGAGUUGAGAAAACAUUUUCUCUUUUUUUUUUAAAUUACUGAAAAUCAAACUGUUUCUCAGGGGAUAUGGAAUUUAGCAGGCCAGUUUGCCUUUGCCUGCGAGAUGCCAAAUGCCUUCACCAUCUCUUGAAAUGGAGAGGACACACGGCAUCUCUCAGGAUCUGGCCAUUUCCAACAGGAGGGGCUUUAGUCCUCACUAAAACACUAUUAACAUUGCUUCUAACCUGGGCUGUCUUGGAACACUGGGCUACAGUCAUGCUUGCAUAAGGGACCUGCUUUUCUCUUUGUGAAGUAGACAGUAGAAUAAUCUGCAAAAUCCCUGGUACAGACCGUUCUGGUGGUCCUGCAGGCUGUUUUCCUGUCUUUUUGAAAUUAAUUUAAUUCCCAUUCCUGGGUCGGUGUGGUCUGGGAGGAUCUUGUGCACAGCUCUGCUGUCCUGGGCAGCAGUAAGCAGCGUGGUGCUCUGCUGCAUUCCCAGAGAAACUGACCCUCUGAUCCACGGCACAUCCUGGCAGGAGUAUCCCAGACCGAUGGCUGCCUGCCCCGUCUCUGAGCCAGGAGCUAAUUCCUGAAUAGUAACACCUGCAUAAGAAAGGGAAUCUCAAAAACAUAGAUCCAAACAACAGAGUAAAACGUGCACAGUCUUCGACGAGUCAGAAAUUAUUUUAAUUACAUUACUAAAUUGCUCUUUAAAAAUCAACAUUAUUACAUCAGUUAGCUUUAAAAGCUAAAAAUCAAAGCCCUCCAUGGGCAGGCAGAGAUGGCAGUAGUAGGCAGAAAAAAACGUCUUAGUCAAACAGUUUCAACGGGACAGGAGCUUGCUUAUCAGGGUGCAUGCUGAGCCUGUGUGCUGAACUGUUCUGGGAUACCAAGGGGAACAGGGGGGUGGAUUGCUCCUUUGACUCAUAAGAAUUUGGGAAGGAAGACAACUAAACAUGUUUCCAAUAUUCCACAUAUUCAAGUUGUGCUGUGUGGGUUUUUUAGACAAAUGUAUGUUUUGACAGUCAAGUCCAUAUGUUUUUAUUGUGUUCUAGCUGUUUGCUGUAAUCAAACAAAGGGUAGUAUUUUUUAAUAUUGUACCAAGCUCAAUACUUGAAUUCACCAUCAGGUCCUUGGUUGAUGUCUUACCUGAAAUCUGAUCAUACCUUCUUAUGCAACACAAUAAAUUAUUGAUAUACCACUGAA
Molecule: messenger RNA, 5155 nt
Organism: Parus major (Great Tit)
Lineage: Eukaryota; Metazoa; Chordata; Aves; Passeriformes; Paridae
Gene: MPP7
Product: membrane palmitoylated protein 7
Exons: 21
Coding region: 298-2142 (614 amino acids)
Biological process (GO): protein localization to adherens junction
Cellular component (GO): cell-cell junction; plasma membrane
Molecular function (GO): protein binding
Source: RefSeq, a predicted model, not a curated record